CAACUUUCCAAGCCCAUGAGAAACGCAGGUGUUGAGCUCGUUCGUGAUUGCAGGUACUCCUGUAGAGCUCAAUCUCCAUCUCUCACUGUCAUGGCGGACGAGAUGUUGUUCAAUCAGAAGGAAAGAUUUGAUAGAGAUGCGGCUGCUUCGUUAGUGAAAGAGCUCAGAGGUACGUUCUGUUCUGGUAAGACGAAGAGCUACGAGUGGAGACUGGCACAGAUAAAGGGUAUCUUGAGAAUGCUAGUCGAAAAGGAGAGGGACAUCAUCGAAGCUCUCCAGAAGGACCUCUCCAAGCCUGAGGCCGAAGCUUAUGUCGCUGAGAUUUCGAUGGCAAAGUCCUCGUGUAAUCAUACACUUAAGGAAUUAAAACAUUGGAUGACACCAGAAAAGGCCCAGACUUCAUUUACGACCUUCCCAUCAUCUGCUGAAAUUGUGCCGGAACCAUUUGGUGUUGUUUUGAUCAUUGCACCUUGGAAUUAUCCUUUCUUGUUAGCUAUUGAUCCAGUUAUUGGUGCUAUUGCGUCUGGCAAUUCAGUGGUCUUAAAACCAUCAGAAAUUGCUCCAGCAACAUCCUCACUUUUUGGAAAGUAUUUGGAAGAGUAUGUGGACAACUCUGCCAUAAGAGUUGUUGAGGGGGCUAUCAAUGAAACAACUGCACUGCUGGAGCAAAAGUGGGAUAAAUUAUUCUAUACAGGUAAUGGAAAAGUGGGACGUAUCAUUAUGGCUGCUGCUGCAAAGCACCUCACACCUGUUGUUUUGGAGCUCGGAGGAAAAUCUCCUGCUGUUGUUGAUUCAAACAUCAACUUAGUGGUUGCGGCCAGACGGAUAGUUUCAGGCAAGUGGGGAAGCAAUAAUGGACAAACCUGCGUUUCUCCAGAUUAUGUCAUAACCACAAAAACUUUUGCUCCUACAUUGAUUGAUGCUUUAAAACAUGCAUUAGAGGAAUUUUUUGGAAAGGACCCAUUGCAAUCAAAGGAUAUCUCCCGUAUUGUGAAUUCCAACCAUUAUGCACGCUUAUCAAAGUACUUAGAUGAGGAUAAGGUUUCCAGUAAGAUCAUUCAUGGAGGUCAAAGGGAUGAGAAACAGCUAAAAAUUUCCCCAACCAUCUUACUGGAUGUUCCAGAAGACACUCAAAUCAUGAAUGAGGAGAUUUUUGGGCCCUUACUUCCCAUUGUCACGGUUGACAAGGUGGAAGAUAGCUAUGAAGUUAUUAACUCAAGAUCAAAGCCUCUUGCUGCAUAUCUCUUCACUAAUGAUAAGAAGCUUCAGGAGGAGUUUGUGAGAACGAUUUCUGCAGGAGGGAUGCUCAUCAAUGACACGAUUCUGCAUCUUGCAAAUCCCUCUUUACCUUUUGGAGGAGUUGGUGAGAGUGGUAUUGGUUCUUACCAUGGUAAAUUUUCAUUUGAAGCAUUUAGCCACAAGAAGGCAGUUAUGUACCGAGGUUUUAGUGGGGAUGCAUCAGCAAGAUACCCACCAUACACCCCUAGAAAACAGAAAUUGGUGAGGGCCCUUCUUGAGGGUAACAUAUUUGGCAUAAUUCUUGCUUUGGUCGGAUGACCGAGGAUUUGAAUCAACAUCAAUGUUAUUCUUAAGAAGCUUUUGC
Messenger RNA from Telopea speciosissima, 1603 nucleotides. Its product is annotated as aldehyde dehydrogenase family 3 member H1-like. Gene Ontology annotation, cellular component: cytoplasm. Bases 16 to 1557 code for a protein of 513 amino acids. Lineage: Eukaryota; Viridiplantae; Streptophyta; Magnoliopsida; Proteales; Proteaceae. The transcript is spliced from 11 exons. Gene Ontology annotation, biological process: aldehyde metabolic process. The record is from RefSeq and is a predicted model, not a curated record. Gene Ontology annotation, molecular function: aldehyde dehydrogenase (NAD+) activity.